ACAGGAGUUCGGCUAUUAGAGUGUUGUCUCGUGGUUGUAGGAGGGAGCGUGUGUUUAUCCUAGUCAAAUCUGUUCUUGGUGGAAGUUUGCUGUCAACAUGAAGAGGUGGUGGCUAGUGGCAGCGCUUUGCGCUCUUUUGGCAUUUACUUCAGUUUGUGCAGAUGAGGAUGUUGAUAUUGAUAGUACAAUUGAAGAGGAUCUGGGGAAAAGUAGGGAUGGGUCCAGGACGGAUGAUGAGGUUGUUAAAAGAGAAGAGGAGGCAAUCCAACUAGAUGGCCUGAAUGCUGCUCAGAUAAAAGAACUUAGAGAAAAAUCAGAGAAGCACGUUUUUCAGGCUGAAGUUAACAGAAUGAUGAAAUUAAUUAUUAACUCUUUAUACAAAAAUAAGGAGAUUUUCCUCCGGGAACUUAUUUCCAAUGCCUCUGAUGCUUUGGAUAAGAUUAGACUGCUGUCUCUCACAGAUGAUGCUGCCCUCUCUGGUAAUGAGGAGCUGACAAUAAAAAUUAAGUCUGAUAAAGAGAAGAACAUACUGCAUAUAACUGACACAGGAAUAGGAAUGACGAAGGAUGAGCUGGUGAAGAAUUUAGGCACCAUUGCAAAAUCUGGAACAAGCGAGUUCUUGAACAAGAUUACAGAGAUGCAGUCUGAAGGUCAAUCCACAUCUGAGCUUAUUGGACAGUUUGGGGUUGGUUUCUACUCUGCCUUCCUUGUGGCUGACAAAGUUGUUGUUGCAUCUAAGCACAACAAUGACACACAGCACAUCUGGGAGUCUGAUUCUAAUGAAUUUUCAGUAAUUGAAGAUCCUCGUGGCACCACACUGGGCCGUGGUACCACUAUCACGCUUGUAAUGAAGGAAGAAGCAUCAGAUUUCCUUGAACUUGAAACCAUCAAGAAUUUGGUGAAGAAAUAUUCCCAGUUUAUCAACUUCCCUAUCUAUGUCUGGUCUAGCAAGACUGAAACUGUGGAAGAACCCAUUGAAGAUGAGACAGAAGAGCAAGAGAAAAAAGAUGAGGUGGAGACAGAUGAAGAAGCUGAAGUAGAGGAGGAAGAAGAACACAAAGAAAAAGCCAAAACUAAAAAAGUUGAAAAAACAGUCUGGGAUUGGGAGCUGAUGAAUGAUAUAAAACCUAUCUGGCAGAGACCACCUAAAGAAGUUGAAGAGGACGAGUACAAAGCAUUUUAUAAAACCUUCUCUAGAGAUUCUGAAGAUCCAUUGAGUUUCAUCCACUUUACAGCUGAAGGUGAGGUGACCUUCAAAUCUAUAUUGUUUGUGCCUAGUGUUGCUCCAAGAGGACUUUUUGAUGAAUAUGGUUCAAAGAAGAAUGAUUUCAUAAAGCUUUUUGUCCGUAGAGUAUUUAUCACAGAUGACUUCCAUGAUAUGAUGCCCAAAUACCUGAAUUUCAUUAGAGGUGUGGUUGACUCUGAUGAUCUUCCUCUAAAUGUAUCUAGAGAAACAUUGCAGCAACAUAAAUUGCUAAAGGUUAUACGCAAGAAACUUGUACGCAAAACUCUGGAUAUGAUCAAGAAGAUUGCAGAUGAUAAAUACAAUGACAAAUUUUGGAAAGAGUUUGGAACCAACAUUAAGCUUGGUGUAAUUGAGGACCACUCCAAUAGAACACGUCUAGCCAAACUGCUGCGAUUCCAGACUUCUCACAGCGAGACUGUGCUUAGCAGUCUUGAAAGUUAUGUUGAACGCAUGAAAGAAAAACAGGACAAGAUCUACUUUAUGGCUGGCACAAGCAGGAAAGAGGCAGAAUCCUCACCUUUUGUUGAGAAGCUGUUGAAAAAGGGAUAUGAAGUGGUUUAUUUAACAGAGCCAGUUGAUGAGUACUGCAUUCAAGCUCUCCCUGAAUUUGAUGGAAAGAGAUUCCAGAAUGUUGCAAAAGAAGGUCUGAAAUUUGACGAAAGUGAAAAGGCAAAGGAGAAGAGGGAAGCUUUAGAAAAAGAGUAUGAGCCUCUCGCCACCUGGUUGAAGGAUACAGCUCUCCAUGACAAGGUUGAGAAGGUUGUGCUGUCCCAGAGGCUCACGGACUCUCCUUGUGCUCUAGUUGCAAGUCAGUAUGGAUGGUCUGGAAAUAUGGAAAGGAUCAUGAAAGCACAGGCUUACCAGACUGGCAAAGACAUUUCUACAAAUUACUAUGCCAGUCAGAAAAAGACUCUGGAGGUUAACCCUAGACAUCCCCUUAUUAAGGAACUUUUGAAACGUGUACAGGAAAAUAAGGAAGACCAGACUGCUUCAGACAUGGCUGUUGUAUUAUUUGAGACUGCCACUCUUCGUUCAGGUUACCAGCUAGUGGAUACCAAAGCAUAUGGUGAAAGAAUUGAAAGAAUGCUGAGGCUUAGCAUGAAUGUAGACCUCAAUGAGAAGGUUGAGGAUGAACCUGAAGAGGAGCCAGAAGAUGUAGCUGAAGAAAAUGAAGAUGACACAGCAGAUGAAGAGGAGGUCACAGAAGACACUAACGAACAGCCUUCAAGUGAAAAAGACGAAUUGUAAAGCACUGAAGUAUUAUGGGACUGGGUUUGGCUCUUGUACACAGUUGGAAGCAGUGCAUUCACCAACUAUGUCAUGACAUGUUCAGGACUCUGCACUUUUUGGGGCUGGAAACGAAGGGGCUCAAGAGGGUUUUUUAAGCUGUGUGUUUUUGUUUUUGUUUUUUACAUUCCUCUUGAAUUGUAAAUUUUGUUAAUAUUUAACUGACAAUGUCUUCAAAGUGAACCAUUAAAUGUUUCCAAAAACUU
This is a messenger RNA of Polypterus senegalus (gray bichir), 2739 nucleotides long. RefSeq names its product heat shock protein 90, beta (grp94), member 1 (gene hsp90b1). Gene Ontology annotation, biological process: protein folding. NCBI's taxonomy places the organism in Eukaryota, Metazoa, Chordata, Cladistia, Polypteriformes, Polypteridae. The coding region runs from base 98 to 2494 and encodes 798 amino acids. The transcript has 18 exons. Gene Ontology annotation, molecular function: ATP hydrolysis activity; ATP binding; ATP-dependent protein folding chaperone. The record is from RefSeq and is a predicted model, not a curated record.